Molecule: messenger RNA, 3018 nt
Organism: Xylona heveae TC161
Lineage: Eukaryota; Fungi; Ascomycota; Xylonomycetes; Xylonales; Xylonaceae
Exons: 3
Coding region: 1-3018 (1005 amino acids)
Biological process (GO): positive regulation of G2/M transition of mitotic cell cycle; establishment of cell polarity
Cellular component (GO): cell septum; cytoplasm
Source: RefSeq, a predicted model, not a curated record
AUGAUCGCGUCAUUCUCCGAAACGCCUCAGUUGUCGCUCCUUCGGAGUCGGGCCUUCAACGCGGAUUACCCUCUAUCAGGGCAGACACAGAAUCCAUGCAGGGAAACCGACGCUGACGUCCCACGCUCUUUCUAUACGCAGGCUUCAUCAACUAUCCGAGACUCUGGCGACAGUCGCCAGUACCGCCAGGGUCACUCACCGCAUCUCUCGAUAAGUGACGAAAACCAUCAUGUUACCGAAGCGAUUGGCGAUUUGUAUGGCUACAACGACUAUGAUAGGCGCGAAUCGAGGCCAUUGAGCUUUAUCGCAUCACAGUUUGGCGAGACUCUGGACCUUAACCCAAGCGCGUCAGCCGAGACGUCACGAAACACGAGCCCACGACCGCCAUUAACGAGGAUAGUGUCAAAUGAACGGCGACCCGCUCCGAUGGAGGCUUCGGGUAAGAUGCCUGUCGAGAGGAGCCUCUCAGGUGGUUCGAAUGGCAGUUCGCAUUCCCCAUCGCCCGCGGCGUCCCGGCGACCGUCCGAAACAGCUACCGCGCAGUUUCCUCUGAAUAACAUUGACUACGAAUCCAACCCGGCCGCCGUUGCGCAGGAGCUUAGCAAUCUCCAGGCUCUCCGGCGUAUGUCGAUGGAUGCAACUGGAGACGGCGAUCCCGAUCUUCCAUCCUUCAAUACUGGUCAGUCUGUGCCAUCACUCGCCCCUAGGCCUUCGAUGGACGAGGAUGAUGCUUCCACGCUCUUCUGGGUCCCUGCGCGAGUGCACCCUGAGCUGGCGCCCAAGGAAUUCAAGUCGUUUCUCGAGAAAAGAGUGGAUCAGAUCAAGCGACGUAGCGGAGAAAACUCACUGUCCCCCGAAGGCUUCCAACGGGCUGGCUCGGCCGGUGGACUUCGAAGAAAGAAAUCGAUGCUGUCCCGGCAAAUCGAUAAUUCUGGCGGUCAAGGAGGAGAGGGGUAUACCGAUGGCGCUGAAAGGCUUGAAAGGAAAAGAUCCUUGUCUAGCCAACCAGCUCGGACCUCUUCGAUCUCUCGUCUUCAAGAUCUGGAAGAGCUUGUCGGUGAUCCAUCAAAUCUCAUGCGACGAUUGAGCUUGGACUCGGAGAACCGUGGUGAUGCCGAAAGCACAGAAGUACCGAUCAGUGAAGAUAGGCCAAUCCUAGCCGCGCCGCUGGGACACUCUUUGAGAAGGUCGACACGAACCGCUUAUGGAAGGGGCAGUUUACGAAAGGGCGAAAGAGUGCCUCUCUCCAAACGGGCCGCACGUGUAGGCGCCGAGGAGCCGUCUCCAUCUUCGCCUUUGGCUACUGCAAGCAGCUCCAACGAUCUCAAGCUUUCAAGAGCACAGACCGACCCUUCUCCCGGCGCUCGGGCCAAAGCUGAUGCAUCGGCGCAGGCACCUGUUGCACCUCGGCGGAACGUGUCAGGACCCGAAGCAACUUCUGGUCCCACGUUGGAGGACGAAUCGCAAAAGCUUCCUCGGAAAUCUUUGGACGAAACGAAGGAAGCGCAGGCGCUGAUAGUGCAAGGCCACCCUGAAGAGAAGCUUCCUGACUCUCAUGGCAACCAGCCCAGCGUGUCCCCGCCGAGUUCCAAUGAGGCAAUUCCUCGUAUCGUUGAGACACCCCCGCCAGAAGAGGAUGUCCAGAACGACCAACACCCUAAGCGCUCCUCAUCUUUCGAACGGCCACAGGAAUCUGCCGGCCCACCCGCUCUCUCACGCCCUUCUCCUUCACCAGUACAGUCGCCAGUGCGGGCGCCGCCCCCUCGCACUUCUUCAGUUUCAUCAAAAACUCCUCCCACCCAGACUCUGAAGGAAAUGGCCGCCAAUCCCUCGCCGCUUCCUGGUAAUUCUACUAGAACAGAUAGUCUGUCUUUUAUCCCAACCUUUGCCGAGGAAAAGAAGACAGACAAGAAAAAGAAGGACAAAGAGAGCGGCGACACGCCACGGAAAUCGAGCUGGGGUUGGUUACUUGGCAGUGAGGAGAAGGAGAAGGACAAGGAAAGGGACAAAGAGAGAGAACGAGAGAAGAAAGAAGAGAAGAAGGAGGAGAAAGAAGCGUAUAAACGUUCUAAAGGGAAGCAUAGUCGAUCCUCUGAACGACCGCAUGAGAAUACUCGCCUGGACGUCCUUCAAACCUCAAUCGAUGGUGGUCGCGGACGUGAAAGUCUUGUUCUAGACCGGGAAAGUAUCAAGUUAGAUGAGGAGCGCAAAAAGGAGAGCACCAGAAAGACUUCGGGCGAUGCUAAAAAGGAAAAGGAAUCCGGCCUUUUCUCAUCCCUUUUCGGAGGCAGCAAGAAGAAGGGAGACCGUGAAUCGACCAGCAAAAAGAGCAAUUCUCUCCGUGCACAGUCUCCGGAAAUCCCGUACAAGCCCCUUCGACCUGAUGUCGAUUACAACUGGACUCGCUUCUCCAUCCUCGAGGAGCGAGCAAUCUAUCGUAUGGCGCAUAUCAAGCUGGCGAAUCCCCGGCGAGCUCUCUAUUCGCAAGUUUUGCUUUCGAAUUUCAUGUAUUCAUACCUUGCAAAGGUUCAGCAAAUGCACCCUCACGUGCAAGUUCCUCAAUCGCCCGCGCAGCGGAAACAGCAACAGUUGCAACAAGAAAAGGCCAAACGGGAACAAGAACAGCAGCAACUCUUAUUGCAGCAGCAGCAGCAGCAACAAAAAGCGGGACAUUAUCAAUACCAAGGUUAUCCAGAGACUUCAGGGUACGGUGGCGGAGGAGACUAUGCAGAGGACUCACAAGCGUACGAAUACGAUCACCAUAGCCAACAUCAACAUCCCCAAGAGCAACAGCAACAUCAAGGGCAAGAUGACUGGCCACGACCGCAAUCCCGCGCUUCACGACAUAAUAAUGCCGAUGGGCAAGCAGGAUACGAGCAAUACUACCAGGGCGGUAGCGACGCUCAACAGCAGCAUUACCCGCAACAACAAUACUACCAUCAAUAUCAAGCACCCGUGCUAAAUAACCCUAAUUUGUCCCGAGAGGAUGAGGGUGAUAACGAUGACGAUAUGUGGUGA